GAAAUAUUAAACAAAGUUUUCAGAGAAAAACUAACUAGCUAGCAUUUACGGUGUCUGAAACAUUUAGUUGUUCUUUUUAUCAAAUCAUAGGUUGUUAUUUCCCAAACCUAGAGUAGUUAGGAUGUUAGGGGGAGGGGAAGGUUGAUAAUUUUUUUUACUUUAAUAGAGGUAAACUGACGCAGGGGGGGUUGACCUUUUUGCAGGAUAAAGACCAACCCCCCACUUCGUAAUGCCACAAAUAUAUAGCCAAGUUGAGAAGCAGUUCGGAAUGCGUAUGUAUUGUGUGUACGCUUUUACUUAUCCUUGACCUUGUUAUGUUUUUUUUUUAUAAAAAUUCUUUUAGAUGUUCACAUAAAAACAGAAAUGUCAUUUUUAUACGACUCAAUAGUGAUAUUUGGCUCAGAGCUCCUCUUCUUCUGCUUUGGAUGGGUAUUUUUCAUGCGCAAAUUAUUCAAGAACUAUGAAGUACGUCACAUGGUCGUACAGCUCGUUUUUGCCGUCACUUUUUCGCUAUCCUGCAUGAUGUUCGAACUGGUAAUCUUUGAAAUUUUGGGUUAUCUGCAGCCAAGCUCGCGUUUGUUCCAUUGGAAGUUGCUUAUUUACUGUAUGUUGCUAGUUCUGGUUUUCCUCAUUCCCUUUUACAUUGGCUACUUUCUGGUCAUGAAUUUACACUGGAUUCCCAAGGUGUUUCAGCGCAUCUUUGCAUUUGUGUACUGGUUUGGGUUUUUUUAUGUGUUUUGGAAAUUACGGAAUCCGUUUCCAAUUUUAAGUGCUAAGCACGGUAUAUUUUCCAUCGAACAAGGUAUCAGUAGGGUAGGGGUGAUUGGUGUCACCCUGAUGGCAAUUCUCUCUGGUUUUGGUGCUGUCAACUGUCCGUACACCUAUAUGUCAUACUUCAUGAGACACGUAACUGACGCCGACAUUGCGACUGUUGAACGACGACUGAUGCAGACAAUGGAAUUAAUCAUAGCCAAGAAGAAAAGAAUUGCCUUGUCGAGGCGAAGAAAUAUCGAAAGCCAGCAAAAAAAUCUGGCGAGGAGCUUGUGGAAUGUGUUCAGUGGCGCUAACUCCGACUACGAAAACACGAGUAUUUUGCAGAACGAAGUAUGCAGCUUGGAAGAGCUUAGUCGACAUUUAUACAUCGAAGUAGUGGAUUUACACAACACAAAACAGCGCAUGGUUUUCUCAAAGACUCUGCAAGGUCGAUAUUUUAAUUUCGUCGGACACAUUUUCUCCUUGUACUGUCUAUGGAAAAUUUUCAUCUCCUCCGUGAAUAUAAUAUUUGACCGCGUGGGUAAGAAGGACCCCGUCACACGUGGCAUCGAAAUUUGUGUGCAUUGGUUGGGCAUUCAAUUCGAUGUGCAAUUCUGGUCUCAACAAGUGUCCUUUUUCUUGGUCGGCAUAUUAAUCGUAACAUCUAUACGAGGUUUGCUGAUAACACUGACAAAAUUUUUUUACGCGCUUUCCAGCAACAAAUCGUCUAAUAUUAUCGUGCUUAUAUUGGCUGAAAUAAUGGGGAUGUACUUUGUGUCUUCAGUUCUCUUAAUGCGUAUGAACAUGCCGGCACAAUAUCGAGAAAUUAUUUCCAUUGUGCUCGGCGAUCUUCAGUUUCAUUUCUACCAUCGCUGGUUUGACGUUAUUUUUUUGUUGAGUGCAUUAGCCAGUAUCGCUUUUCUUUACGUUGCACAUAAACAAGCGCCAGAGAAGCAAAUACAUAACUAUAAUUCGUGACAGGAGUACGGGAGUAUUGACAGUUGUGGUGGCAACAAAUAAACAUAAAGAAAUAUUGAUACUACAAUUGAUUGCGUCAAUAGUUAGCCAGGAAUAUAAUAUAACUAUAUUAAAUAAAGUAUAACUUUAUUUUAGCAAAUGAAAUUCAAGAAUUUAAAUUUUUAAUAAAUUUUAUUUCGCCUAUUUUACGGCAAAUUCCUAAUCACACCAUUUUUUUCUCCGUAAAAAUUUCUGACAUUAAAGUAUUGAUAUAUUUAGCUUGAAGAAAUAUUUAAUUAAAUUUUUAUAAAGUGGUUUUUGAGACAGUGAAAUAUUUUUUUAGUUGGUAGAAUAAAACAUGUUGCAAUGUUUUCUGGUGUAAAUUAUUUCAGACGGCGUAACUUUAAAGCGUGCUGAAUAUUUACGCUUAAAAAUGGCACAGAAUAA
Molecule: messenger RNA, 2157 nt
Organism: Hydractinia symbiolongicarpus
Lineage: Eukaryota; Metazoa; Cnidaria; Hydrozoa; Anthoathecata; Hydractiniidae
Product: Golgi pH regulator-like
Exons: 2
Coding region: 364-1731 (455 amino acids)
Cellular component (GO): membrane
Source: RefSeq, a predicted model, not a curated record